This is a messenger RNA of Syngnathus typhle (broad-nosed pipefish), 2669 nucleotides long. It is a transcript of the gene srpx, whose product is annotated as sushi-repeat containing protein X-linked. The transcript is spliced from 10 exons. Bases 840 to 2192 code for a protein of 450 amino acids. The record is from RefSeq and is a predicted model, not a curated record. Lineage: Eukaryota; Metazoa; Chordata; Actinopteri; Syngnathiformes; Syngnathidae.
UAGAUAUACUUAAGUAUACUUAAUUAAAACACUUCAUAGGUAUAGCCACAAGAGGGUGCUGCAACUGCACAAAAGCACUCCAUUUGCAAGACUCCAAGCUUUUAUUAUUAAUCAAACAGGUUUACAUCGUCAUAGAACAGGAUCGUUACGCGCACCGCAUCCUCACUUCAAAAUAUACAGGUCACAUUUUGAAAGCAUUUAGUCGCUCGUACACAAAGAUGUCCUUCAUUGCGCAACAGAAGGGUCACUUGUCCCACUUUAUUCUGGGCAUUCGAUUAGAUCUGCAAUAUUUCCUAGCUGGUAGGUCCAUCAAAGCUAAAAUAUUUCAAAAGUUUGUGCUACAGCACAUGAGGUAAAUGGUAGUCACACCAGAUAUGCACAGUUUUUUUUUUUUAUCAGAUCAGGAACAAUGGGGCCAAAACAAACAGAAAGAUAGAUGCAGUGUAAUGAUAUAUUGAAGAUAAUUCACUUAACUAAAUGUAUCAUCACAGUUUAUUUAAAAAAAGCCACACAAAAAUGCCCAUCAUAUAUAAUAAUGAAUACUUUGUCACAUCAUAUAAAAAAAAUCGAAAUCCCCCUCGGAGGAUUUGAUAAAAAGUGAAAUGGCUCCUGGUAGGAAAAUGGUUGGCCUGGUCUACUUUAAAAGGUGAUGAAGAGUCCAUGUUAGUUUAAGGCUCUCUCGGGGUGAGCCACACUGUGUUCCCUUGUUUGUGGAGCAAAGAGGCGGGCCUUUUUUUUUUUUUCUUAGAGAAAACGAGGAAUGCGCUGGACGUCUUCCUGCAGGAGAUCUGCACAAGUUGAGGAGCGUCUUUUCUUAUCCCCUCGUCUCCUUUCUCAGCAUGGUCAUGUGGUCUCUGCUUCUGCUCUGUGUCCACAUCUGCGUCUGCUCCGCAUAUGAAGGGUCAGGACAGCACGCCUACGGCAACGAUGAGGACUGGUAUACUCAUGCGUUUAAAGGUGCAGCGUGGUGCGCCCCCAUUAAGGUGAAGCACGGCGAUGUGAGCUGCCGCACGCCAAGAGGACACCACUCCAAGAACGCCAUGGGAACGCGUUGUAAAAUCCGCUGCAAGCAAGGAUAUGAGUCCCAGAGCACCGAAGUGGUGUGCAUGGCUACCAAACACUGGUCCUCCAACUAUGCAUGUCGAGAGGUCCGCUGUCCCAAGAUGAACAUGCCCAUGAAUGGCAGCUUUAAAUGUUCCGAUGGCUCUUACUACAACUCUCGCUGCGAGUUCUUCUGCUCGCCAGGAUUCACGUUGAAGGGCCCCAAGACGGCAACGUGCCAGUACAACAAAGCCUGGAGUGCCACAGUCCCCACUUGUGUCGACGAGGACCCUCCAAAGAUCAAGUGUCCUCAUGUGAAGGACAAGUGGGCAGAGCCAGGUAAACUGACAGCUAGGGUGACCUGGGAUAUGCCCGAAGGUGUGGACACGGCCGACGGCAUCCUUACAGACGUGAUCCUGAAAGGGAAAGCUCCCAGAUCGGAUUUCCCCGAAGGUCUUCACAAGAUGUCCUACACAGUAUUGGAUCGUGCGGGGAAUAAAGGAUCCUGUCGCUUCACUGUCAGAGUACGAGUGCGACGCUGCAGUCCACUGUUCCCGCCCGACAAUGGCUACAUGAAAUGCGACAGCGACGGCGACAACUACGGUGCGACCUGCGAAUUUACCUGCACUGGCGGUGCCGAUCUGCAGGGCAGUGCCGCCCGAGUCUGCCAGUAUGGACUCACCUGGUCCGGAAGUGACACCAACUGUGCGCCUAUGAACAUUAAUGUGGGGGUGCGGCGGGCCGGAGCGCUGCUCGAACAAUUCUACGAGAAGCGACGGCUCCUCAUUAUCUCCGCCCCGACGGCUGCCAAUCAUAAUUACCGCUUCCAGAUGACCAAUCUGCAGCAUGCCCAGUGUGGACUGGACCUCCGUCACAUCACCGUCAUCGAGCUGGUCGGGAACUACCCGGCCCAAAUUGGCCGUAUUCGACACAGGCUCCUCCCCCCCAUGCUAGCCUUGCAACUCAGGUUACUGCUCCAGAUCUCACAAAGGUCUUUCCAGAUGGUUCUAGUGGACAAGGACGGCACGGACAAGCAACGCUACCCGUUCCCAAUCACGGCGGCCGAGCUGUUUACCACCGUUGACACCUUCCCCCUGCGCAAGGACGAGAUACUGUUGCAGCAGGCCGCCGGACAAACUUGUCAAUCAUAAUCGUCGGCAUUCACAUCGCCCCACAACGGGACUCGAAGACGUUUUCGAUCCAGUGGCUUCCCUUUUGUCGCGACACAUGCUCCUGAAGGUGUGUGUGUAUAUUUGAAACAACAGUUCGCUGCCAUGUCACUCAUGUGAAAGAUUUUUUUUCCUGAAGCGUUCAAGUCUUACACCACAACAAUCAUAUUGAUUCAUGUGUCUUGCCUACUGCUAUGUAUUAUUUUUCAAAACAAAAGUACUAAGUUUUGUAGAAUCAAGUAUUUUCACUGUAUGGAGUGGAAAACUAUAUUAUUUAUGUCCCACUUCUUUAAUAAUAAUGGAUUCUCACACUCUUUAGAUUAUACUUUGUGUGUGUUUUGUACACUCCCUGGAGAAAAUACAUUGCAACCGCAAAAUCCAACAAAAUGUCUUUUAAACUAUUUGGUUUUAAUUCAUUGUCCAAUAGAAACAAUGACACAAUCCAAUACGCCACCUCAA